Molecule: messenger RNA, 978 nt
Organism: Moneuplotes crassus
Lineage: Eukaryota; Ciliophora; Spirotrichea; Euplotida; Euplotidae
Source: the annotation of a GenBank genome assembly
GUGGUAUUUAGAAAUGAAAAUUAUUGGAAUUACUGCUUUGAUCGCAGUGGGAAUAGGGUGCUUGUACUUGUUAGCGGAUGCCGAUUCGGUGUCCGCAGAGAAUCAGUUUGAUGUAUUUAUUCAGACUUAUAAAGUGGGGUAUUCUGACGAAUAUGAGUAUGAUUACAGACUCAAAGUGUUCAGAGCUAACUUAGAUAAGAUUGAUGAAAUGAACAGGAGAAAUCCUCAGGCUACAUUCGGAAUUACUAAAUUCGCUGAUAGAACUCAAGAAGAAAUGGACUUACAAAGAAUUCUUCAUGAAAAUGAUAAGAAGCAAUGUGGACAUAGAACUUAUUCUGGAACUCCUCAAGACUCUAACUGGGUUGGCAAGAUACCACAAGUCAUAAAUCAAGGCCAAUGUGGGUCAAGUUGGGCUCUUGGAGUUGUUGCUUCAGCUGAAGGAAGAUACUCCAUCUUCACAAACUCUACAGGUCCUGCAGAACAAUUUUCUGUUCAACAACUUAUCGAUUGAGAUGAUCAGUCCUAUGGAUGUAGUGGAGGAUUCCCUAUCUCUGGAUUUGAAGUGUUUUUAAAUAAUGAUAUUUGCAGAGCUUCUGAAUAUAAUUACACAGGAACUAGCGGAGAUUGCAAGACUUGCCAAACAGGUAUCAGACUGUCUGAAUGCUACUCCCUGAAUAAUAGCACUGAAGAAAUUUUGGUUGACUUAACCUACGGUCCUAUUUCUAUUGCUGCAGAUGCUCUCACCUGGCAAUUCUAUCAAUCAGGAAUCGUCACAGACUGCAAUUUCAAAUCUCUCAACCAUGGUGUAGCUCUUGUUGGAUACAACUCAUCUGAGUCAUCAGUUAACAUCAGAAAUUCUUGGGGAGCCAACUGGGGAGAAGCCGGCCAUAUCAGAGUAGGCGCUAAUGGAACUUGUGGAUGGCACCUCUCAGCAUCUGCAGGAUCCUUCUACUAAGCAUUUCUAAACUUACUCUUGAU